AUGUGCACCGUAGCUCCUUUCGUCCUUCCCAGCCUCGCCGGCGCAGACAUGAUGAAGAGGACGACGAUGGCCACGACGCACGUGGAGGUCGCUCCUGCUGCGGUGCGCUGGUGCGACUAUGGCGUGGACGAUGACGCCGACAUCGACGCGUUGCUUCGGGACAUACACGCCGUCGUGCGCCCUCGCACCCCCGCUGCCGCGGACCUGCCGAUGCCGCCUCAGGAGUUUCUUGCGCGGUCUCGGCGACACAACUAUCACUAUGACUACGAGGACAGCGACUUCCAGGCCGUUCUCCACGGUAUUCGGAGCGUUCGGAUCCCAGCCGCCGGCUUUGCUUCUAUGCCGGUGGAUGCUUGUGACGGCUCCCCAAAGGACACCAGCAGCAGCAGUGGUGCUUGCAGCGCCGCUCAGCUACGGUGA
This is a messenger RNA of Miscanthus lutarioriparius, 420 nucleotides long. NCBI's taxonomy places the organism in Eukaryota, Viridiplantae, Streptophyta, Magnoliopsida, Poales, Poaceae. The record is from the annotation of a GenBank genome assembly.